Messenger RNA from Haliotis rubra (blacklip abalone), 2558 nucleotides. RefSeq lists its product as uncharacterized. The record is from RefSeq and is a predicted model, not a curated record. Lineage: Eukaryota; Metazoa; Mollusca; Gastropoda; Lepetellida; Haliotidae.
AAUCAGUCUGUCCAGAAAUCGUCGCGGCAUGCAGCCGGGUUUCCAUCCUCUGCCCUAAUGUCGUUCGGGGAGCAUAACACCUCGCUCCACGCGUCGGAUCUGGUCCCGCCCGGUCGGACCUCGUCACGAGGGGGUGCGGCAGAUGAAGAGAACCGGGACUCACGCAGUCUGAGGGCAGAGAAUGAGCACUUACGACAAUGCCUCAGGCUUAUGCAGGAACAGGCAGAGCUGGAGAGUGCCAACCUCAUCUCUUCCGUGAUAGCCUGGUGUGAUGAUAGGUUCAGGAAGAAAUUUGCUGACAUGUCCCUUGCAACGUCUUCAGGAAGGAAGGCUGCCAGUCCUUUCCGUCCCAUCGCUCCCCCAGGAACAGUCAAAGCGCUUGACGCUGGUAGCAAAAUCUCGCCAUCGGACUAUAUGAGCACCGUUUCGACAUUUUCCAACCUGACUCCACCAUCUAGUCCUGUACGCAGUUUCAACAGAAAGCCUGAGGAGAUCAACCAGUCGUAUCCAGCAGCCAACGGUCUUUCCCAGCGGAUGCAACCCCCUCAGCCUUCCCUCUCGAAAGAACGUAGCUACUCGCCAACGUUGUCAUCAAGUCGACAACGCCAAAACUCACCAACUGGGACACUUCCCUCUGAUGGCGUUUCCGGUCUUUCGGUCUUGUCAACGACAGGUCGGAGUAGCCGGACCCACAGGUCGGAGUUCACCUGCUGGGACAUUUCACCCAGGCGGUACUUCCGGUCUUGCGGGUCAUGUAGCCGGAUCCACAGGUCGGAGUUCACCUGCUGGGACAUUUCACCAGGUGUCACUUCCGGUACUGCUAGUUAUGGAUCUGGCCGGAAUUCACCAGUGGGCACUGCAACUAAUCACGUGUCCUCCAGAGCCUCGUCGCGUGCUUCAUCUCCAAACAGUGUCCAUUCAUCGACACUACAAGAGCCACCAGCUAGAGGAUCAAACAGCCGGGAUAUCCAAGCUGAAAUAAAACAGCGCCCUCCUUCGCCUCAGUUUUAUCCAGCCCUGAGUCAGUUCUCCUCGACAUUGCCCACAGAAUCAGACGUGGCUGCAGCUUAUGUGAGCCAAUUCCCAAACAGGAGUAAUUUUUCAGGCACACUUGAAAUGCAUGAUCUCAGUUCAACCAAAGCAAGUCUCAAACGUCCAGAGAGUGCUCCAUUCGUUCCAUAUGCGCACGAGAGUAGUUUCCCGGGUCAGCAACCAUACGCCUCACCCAACCAAUCUCUGAUUCAGUCAACAACCCAGGGCCAGCCACCCCAUGGAGUGAGACCUUCAGCUUCGCCCCAGCAUCAGUUGCGUCAGGUACAUAUUCCAAGGUCCUCGUCUCCAACACAAGGUAGCAAGGAACUGCCCUACCAAAACCAAGCAGCUAUUCCACAAGACCAAAGUACCUUCCAAUCACCGGCAUAUCCUGGAUUAUCCUACAGUGCACAGCCAACGCUGCCAGCCAAGAGUGUUGUCGUGAAUGAAGAAUAUGGAAGGGAGAGAACUCUUACUCCAAUUCCUGAAAUGAAGAAGACACUCACAAAAAAUAUGUCCAACAUAGUUGAGGAAAUGGAGGAGGAACUGAAAGGGUUGAGCUCGCGGUCAGUAAGUCCCGCAGAAAUGAUCUCCAUCAGCCAGAAGUAUGGCCCACCAAAAGCAGCGUCAACACCUAAGAAAGGAAGAACCUCACCACGAACGAUCCACAGCCUGAUACAGCGCGACAAGAAAAGGAAGUUACUCUCCCCUAGAGGGAGUAGAAGCCCAAGUCCAGUGUCUGAUGACUCGGCCAGGGUUCCAGUAAGACGAAACACCGCAGCCGUCAAACCAUCCUACAGAAUCUUGGGAGAGAUUGCAUUUCAACUGGAACGUCGCAUCCUCGACUACGUCUUCGCCAGGAACAAACCAGAAGACAGGGAUCGCGCCAAGCGACGUUUCUACGGCUACACCGUCAGCAACAUCCCGUUCAUGAUCGCCAAGGAAGUCCGUAGACAUGAUGGGUCAAAGGAUGACCAACUGGAGUUCAAGCUCAACUACAGACUCCGUUACACGGUGACAACCCUUGGACCCUAUGGCUAUAAGCUUGACAGACAUGGCAUCUUCGCGCAGGAAAUGAUAAACAAGUAUGGACUUCUUAGCAACGCUCCAGAUCGCAGAACACUGGAAGCCUUUGGUCUCGCAGAUGCCGACACUUUGCGAGGUUUUGUGUCACUUCUAUCUGAGACUGAAACAGAGAAGAAGGACAACCUCAUCCUUUUAGAAUGCCUUAUGUUGAUGGCUCACGAUGAUGGCCGCGCCGUGUUCUUGUGGUGAUGCCUUGUUUAAUAUCAUUAUGGUUUUGCAUGUCAUAGCGUCGUAUUCUAGCGUUUAUUAUUUCGGCAGUCAAGUAUAUAUUUACGUCCCAAUCUGGUUUCAAAUUGUAAUUGCUUUCCCACUGAAAACUACGUCUUAACCCGGUAAAUGUAUCGUCAAGUAUAAUCCCACAGCAACUUUAGAAAUUGUCUUACCUCCUUGUACUAUGAUAUCCUUUGCUUUUUAUUUGGAUAAAUGUGUGGUGCACAGUG